GGGAAGUUGGGUUGCGUCGCAAUCAGCAAGGGAGAUCAGUCACCCACUCUGCAACUCGCACUCCCAGUUUCUUAAAUAAUGAAAACUUCAAGUCUCUGGACGCUUCUUAUUCCCGAGAAACCAGCAUGGCACCUGGCAGGAUGCACUUCGCGCAUCGGGUGUGCGCCUCGAAGUCCUUCAUCUUGGCUGCAGUGAUACUCGCUCUGUUCUGCGACACCUUUCUAUAUAGCUUCCCUGUCCCGAUACUAGGCUACAUGAUCGAACACCGUCUGCAAAUCGACCCAUCCCAGACCCAGAAUAUAAUCACAGCGUUGCUCAGUCUGCACGGGCUUGCGACUCUGGCAUUCGCCCCCGUCAUCGCGCACUUUGCGGGGAAAUGCCCAACCAGAAAAGCCCCGUUCUUGAUAAGCCUGGCUGGAUGUCUUGUCGGUACACUCUUGCUUAGCUUGACUCCCUCUCGUAUGUCCCUCGUCACAGGCCCCCAGUCGAUACUGAUAACUGCAGUCCCGGCUCUUUUUAUAGGUCGUCUUAUCCAAGGAAUCGCCGGUGUAGCCACGUGGAUUGUAGGAUCUGCUACCUUGAGCGACCAUGUGAAGCUGGGGAAAGUCUACGGAGUGUUCAUGUCGUUGGUGAGCGCCGGGGUUGUGGCUGGCCCUGCAGUGGCCGGCGCUGUCCUGGAGCUGGCGGGAUACUGGACUGCAUGGUCUGUCCCAUUAGGGCUUCUCCUCCUCGAUAUCCUCAUGCGCUGCGCUAUGAUAGAAUCUCCCAGGGCGCCAUCGACUGCCACCAAGUCCUCAUCUCCCACUCCAACGCCAUCCACAGAACCCAGCGAGGCGUCCGCACUCCUACAAACCAUUAACCAGCUGAACAACAUGAACACCGCAGACCCAGACUACCAGCCCUGGCGCGACAUUGGCCCAGAACCAGACCCAGACCCAGUGCCCGAACCCGGCUUCUACGAACUGAUGCUCUCAGACUCCCGCGUCCUCGUCGGCCUCGCCAAUACAGUCCUCAGCUCCGCCCUCCUCGCCAGCUUCGACACAACCCUCACCUUGCAUAUCCGCAAUACCUUCGGCUGGGGCCCUCUCGCCGCGGGGAUCAUGCUCUUAUCUCUACAACUCCCAUUUCUCCUCCUCGGCCCUCUCGCCGGGUGGGUCCGCGACCGUGCGGGACUGCGGUAUCCCACGACCGUGGGCUGGGCACUUCUUGCGCCGGUGAUGUGGCUGAUCGGUAUUCCCGGCUCUGGGAUAUUCGCGCCCGAGUCACCGGUCAACACCGAGACGAUGUUUAUCUUUGCAGUGGUUGUGUUUGGCGUCGUUGUGCCGUUUGUGAGGGGAGCGGGCUUUUUGCAGGUUUCGCUGGUCCAGAGCGAGUUCGAAGCGAAAGACCCAAGCUGGUUUGGUUAUAAUGGAGGGAGUAAUCGGGCGUUUGCGCUGCAGGACAUCGCACUCAGUACGGGGCUGAUGGUCGGUCCGUUGAUAUCGGGGUUGUUGGCUGAAUCUGCUGGGUAUUACUGGGCGAGUUGUGCUUUUGCCAUCUUGUGUCUCCUUUCGGCAGUUGCUUCGGUAUUCUUCCUUGCCGAUAAGCCAGUGGUAAGUGAUGCGGAUGUUUGAUAUGUUAAUAGUAGAUGAGUAUAUUAGUGAAAGAAUGUAUAUCCGGCGUUACGCUUGACAUUAUUGAUUAUUGCAACGGCCGUUAUACUGUAAUUAUCUCGUUCUAUACUUCUUAAUCAAUCACACCGACUGAUCUCUUUCGGCGAAUUUUC
Aspergillus versicolor CBS 583.65 is the source of this 1765-nucleotide messenger RNA. RefSeq lists its product as uncharacterized. The transcript is spliced from 4 exons. The record is from RefSeq and is a predicted model, not a curated record. Gene Ontology annotation, molecular function: transmembrane transporter activity. NCBI's taxonomy places the organism in Eukaryota, Fungi, Ascomycota, Eurotiomycetes, Eurotiales, Aspergillaceae. The coding region runs from base 126 to 1613 and encodes 495 amino acids. Gene Ontology annotation, biological process: transmembrane transport.